Messenger RNA from Lontra canadensis (Northern American river otter), 5026 nucleotides. It is a transcript of the gene EGFR, whose product is annotated as epidermal growth factor receptor. Gene Ontology annotation, molecular function: ATP binding; epidermal growth factor binding; epidermal growth factor receptor activity. The transcript has 28 exons. Lineage: Eukaryota; Metazoa; Chordata; Mammalia; Carnivora; Mustelidae. Bases 256 to 3879 code for a protein of 1207 amino acids. Gene Ontology annotation, cellular component: basal plasma membrane; signaling receptor complex. The record is from RefSeq and is a predicted model, not a curated record. Gene Ontology annotation, biological process: cell surface receptor protein tyrosine kinase signaling pathway; negative regulation of apoptotic process; positive regulation of kinase activity.
CCCGGCGCGGCGCGGCCGCAGCAGCCUCCGCCCCCGGCACGGUGUGCACGCCCGCGGUCAGGGCGGCCCGAGCCCGGCGCGAGUCCCGAGCUGGACCCGAGCGAGCCCCGGCGGCUGCCGCCUCCCAGACCGGACGACAGGCGAUCUCCGCGUCCACCCGAGUCCCGCCUCGCCGCCGCGGCCGUCCCCGCGCACGGCCGCCCGACUCGGUCCCGCCUGAUUGCGGAGACCCCGAGCCGGCGCUUGGGGGCAACGAUGCGACCCUCCGGGACGGCGGGAGCCGCGCUCCUGGUGCUGCUGGCCGCGCACUUCCCGGCGAGUCCGGCGCUGGAGGAGAAGAAAGUUUGCCAAGGCACCAGUAACCGGCUCACCCAGCUGGGCACUUUUGAAGACCACUUUCUGAGCCUUCAGAGGAUGUUCAAUAACUGUGAGGUGGUCCUUGGGAAUCUGGAAAUUACCUACAUGCAAAAGAAUUAUGACCUUUCCUUCUUAAAGACCAUCCAGGAAGUUGCCGGCUAUGUCCUCAUCGCCCUGAACACCGUGGAGAAGAUUCCCUUGGAAAACCUGCAGAUCAUCCGAGGAAACGUGCUCUAUGAAAACACGCACGCCUUGUCCGUCUUAUCCAACUACGGCGCGAACAAAACCGGGCUGCAGGAGCUCCCCCUGAGAAACUUACACGAAAUCCUCCAAGGUGCCGUGCGCUUCAGCAACAACCCUGUCCUCUGCAACGUGGACAGCAUCAAGUGGCAGGACAUUGUGGACGACAGUUUUGUAAGCAACAUGUCGAUGGACUUCCAGAACCAUGCGGGCAAUUGCCAAAAGUGUGAUCCGAGCUGUCCCAAUGGAAGUUGUUGGGGUCCGGGAAAGGAGAAUUGCCAGAAAUUGACCAAAAUCAUCUGCGCCCAGCAGUGUUCAGGGCGCUGCCGCGGCAGGUCCCCCAGCGACUGCUGUCACAACCAGUGUGCCGCCGGCUGCACGGGGCCCCGCGAGAGCGACUGUCUGGUGUGCCGCAAGUUCCGCGACGAAACCACAUGCAAGGACACCUGCCCGCCGCUCAUGCUCUACAACCCGACCACCUACCAGAUGGACGUCAACCCAGAGGGAAAAUACAGCUUUGGUGCCACCUGCGUGAAGAAGUGCCCCCGUAACUACGUGGUGACCGACCAUGGCUCGUGUGUCCGUGCCUGCAGCUCUGACAGCUACGAGGUAGAGGAAGAUGGAGUCCGCAAGUGUAAGAAGUGUGAGGGGCCUUGCCGCAAAGUGUGUAAUGGAAUAGGCAUUGGCGAAUUUAAAGACACACUUUCCAUAAAUGCUACAAAUAUUAAACACUUCAAAAAUUGCACAUCAAUCAGCGGAGAUCUUCAUAUCCUGCCUGUAGCGUUUAGAGGUGACUCCUUCACGCGUACUCUGCCUCUCGAUCCAAAGGAACUGGACAUUCUUAAAACCGUAAAGGAAAUAACAGGGUUUCUGCUGAUUCAGGCCUGGCCCGAAAACAGGACUGACCUCCAUGCUUUUGAGAACCUAGAAAUCAUACGUGGAAGAACAAAGCAACAUGGUCAGUUUUCUCUUGCGGUCGUCGGCCUGGACAUAACGUCCUUGGGCUUACGCUCCCUCAAGGAGAUAAGUGAUGGGGAUGUGAUCAUCUCGGGAAACAAAAAAUUGUGCUAUGCGAAUACAAUAAACUGGAAAAAACUAUUUGGGACUUCAAGUCAAAAAACCAAAAUUAUAAACAACAAAGAUGAAAAAGGCUGCAAGGCCAUGGGCCACGUCUGCCAUCCUUUGUGCUCAUCAGAGGGCUGCUGGGGCCCAGAGCCGAAAGACUGUGUGUCCUGCCGAAACGUCAGCCGGGGCAAGGAAUGUGUGGAGAAGUGCAAUGUUCUGGAGGGGGAGCCAAGGGAGUUUGUGGAGAACUCCGAGUGCAUACAGUGCCACCCAGAAUGCCUGCCCCAGCCCAUGAAUGUAACCUGCACUGGACGGGGACCGGACAGCUGCGUCAAGUGUGCGCACUACAUCGACGGCCCACACUGCGUCAAGACCUGUCCGGCUGGCAUCAUGGGAGAGAACAACACCCUGGUCUGGAAGUUUGCAGACGCCAAUCGCGUGUGCCACCUGUGUCAUUCCAACUGUACCUACGGCUGUGACGGGCCAGGUCUUGAAGGCUGUACGAUAGAAAGGCACAAGAUCCCAUCCAUUGCCAUCGGGAUUGUGGGCGGCCUCUUCUUGGUGGUGAUGGUGGCCCUCGGGGUGGGCCUGUUUUUGCGCCGGCGCCAUAUUGUCCGGAAGCGUACCCUUCGUAGACUUCUGCAAGAAAGAGAGCUUGUUGAGCCUCUUACGCCCAGCGGAGAAGCUCCCAACCAAGCUCUCUUGAGGAUCUUAAAGGAAACAGAAUUCAAAAAGAUCAAGGUGCUGGGCUCUGGAGCAUUUGGCACGGUGUACAAGGGACUCUGGAUCCCAGAAGGUGAGAAAGUUAAAAUUCCCGUGGCCAUCAAGGAAUUAAGAGAAGCCACAUCUCCAAAAGCCAACAAGGAAAUUCUUGAUGAAGCCUACGUGAUGGCCAGCGUGGACAAUCCUCAUGUCUGCCGCCUCCUGGGCAUCUGCCUCACCUCCACGGUCCAGCUGAUCACACAGCUCAUGCCCUUUGGCUGCCUCCUGGACUAUGUCCGCGAGCACAAGGACAACAUCGGCUCCCAGUACCUGCUCAACUGGUGUGUGCAGAUUGCAAAGGGCAUGAACUACCUAGAGGACCGGCGCUUGGUGCACCGUGACCUGGCAGCCAGAAAUGUCCUGGUGAAGACACCACAGCACGUCAAGAUCACAGAUUUUGGGCUGGCCAAGCUGCUUGGUGCCGAGGAGAAAGAAUACCAUGCGGAAGGAGGCAAGGUGCCUAUCAAGUGGAUGGCUUUGGAAUCAAUUUUACACCGAAUUUAUACCCACCAAAGUGAUGUGUGGAGCUACGGCGUCACCGUUUGGGAGUUGAUGACCUUCGGGUCCAAGCCUUACGACGGAAUCCCCGCCAGCGAGAUCUCCACCAUCCUGGAAAAAGGAGAGCGCCUCCCGCAGCCACCCAUAUGCACCAUCGAUGUCUACAUGAUCAUGGUCAAGUGCUGGAUGAUAGAUGCUGACAGUCGUCCCAAAUUCCGUGAACUGAUCAUUGAAUUCUCCAAAAUGGCCCGAGACCCCCAGCGCUACCUUGUCAUCCAGGGAGAUGAGAGAAUGCACUUGCCGAGCCCGACAGACUCCAAUUUUUACCGCGCGCUAAUGGAUGAAGAGGACAUGGAGGACGUGGUGGACGCCGAUGAGUACCUCAUUCCCCAGCAGGGCUUCUUCCACAGCCCCUCCACAUCCCGGACUCCCCUCCUGAGCUCUCUGAGCGCCACCAGCAACAACUCCACCGUGGCUUGCAUUGACAGAAACGGGAGCUGUCCCCUCAAAGAAGACAGCUUCCUGCAGCGGUACAGCUCAGACCCCACUGGCACUUUGACUGAGGACAACAUAGAUGACACUUUUCUCCCAGCACCCGAAUACAUAAACCAGUCCGUCCCCAAGAGGCCGGCAGGUUCCGUGCAGAAUCCUGUCUAUCACAAUCAGCCUCUAAACCCCGCUCCUGGCAGAGACGCUCACUACCAAAACCCCCACAGCAACGCCGUGGACAACCCUGAGUAUCUCAACACCAUCCCUCCCUGCAUCAGCAGCGCACUCGGUGGCCCCGGCCUCUGGGCCCAGAAAGGCAACCCCCAGGUCAGCCUGGACAACCCCGACUACCAGCAGCACUUCUUUCCCAAGGAAGCCAAGUCCAACGGCGUCUUCAAGGGCCCUGCGGCCGAAAACGCGGACUACCUGCGGGUAGCCCCGCCGAGCAGGGAGUUUAUUGGAGCAUGACCACUGACGAUAGCAUUGGCCAUAAGAGUCUCGGAUGUGUCACCCGCCCUGGGACCAAGCCACAGCAUCAACUCCAGUGCUGACAGUCCCGCCCUCGUUGACUCCUGGGCCCGUGGACCGGUUUGGCCAUAUUUGCUCCUAAGGACCCAUCUUUCACCCAGGAAGUGCCCCCUCCUCGGAUGCACUUUGGGAAGUUGCUGGGAAGUUCCUUUGUCUUCAAACUGUGAGACCGCCACUAAAAGGCAUCCGGCAGGAAUAUUCUCUUUGGGCAGAAGUUCGCCUUUCAGUGAGGUAUAUUUGAUUAAAAAAAAAAAAAAGAAAGAAAAAGAAAAGAAAAAAAAUCUGCAUAAGGAGUUUUAUUGCUUGGGGGCCCUGGGGGUUUUUAAUUGUCAUUAUUGAUUUUAUUUCUCCUGGGCGUUUCCAACGAGGAAGGAGCUUCUUGCUCAUAGUACUGGCUGCACUGAGUUGAUCCAGGCCCAACUGUGACCAAGAAGCAAGGGUCAGAGCCUUCCAGCUAACACUGAUUCCACUGACUCUAGCUCCAAGAUUCUUCCACUGCAAGACAAUUUUUUUAAAAAACUAGGAAGUACUCUGUGUCGUAAGCGAGACUGGUUGAUACUGUAGCAAAUCAUAGCACGUUCAAGAGGAUAAGCCACUUUGAACCCUUCCCGAAUGCAAAAGAAACGGAAGGGGUAGAAUUCUUCUUCGGACUUCUUUUUAUAUAAAUGUCUUCAUGGUACUUACUCUCCCUUGGUUGACCAGCGUUUUCUAGCUAUAAGUAUUGGACUUACUUGUUUCUUUUCCAUUCCACUGUUUGGAAGCUCGGUAGGAGUUCCCUGUUGGUGAGAGGAGACGGUACAUCACACUAGAACCUGGACCAGCUCACGUUUGAUCAGUGUUCAAUCCGGUAGCCUUUAAUCAUGUUGGAACGAUAAUGCAAAAGUUCACACGAGAACGUGGCUCCCAAAUUUGAGUCUCAGAGGAAAUACGUCAAGUCCUCUGGGGGUUGGGGAAUGAAUGGGCAUCUGUCCGGACACUGCAGAAAUGAGACGCUCCUUCUCAAACUCAUGGAGCCUCCCACCCCACCACCCCCCCACCACUACCAAAUUAGGCUUAUGGGAGACAAUUUCCUUUUUAUUUUACUAUA